This is a messenger RNA of Ochlerotatus camptorhynchus, 7827 nucleotides long. RefSeq names its product chiffon (gene chif). The record is from RefSeq and is a predicted model, not a curated record. Gene Ontology annotation, molecular function: protein serine/threonine kinase activator activity; nucleic acid binding; zinc ion binding. Gene Ontology annotation, cellular component: Dbf4-dependent protein kinase complex. Bases 1213 to 7002 code for a protein of 1929 amino acids. Lineage: Eukaryota; Metazoa; Arthropoda; Insecta; Diptera; Culicidae. Gene Ontology annotation, biological process: positive regulation of nuclear cell cycle DNA replication; regulation of cell cycle phase transition. The transcript is spliced from 6 exons.
AAGGCAAUCGCCGGGUGAAGUAGAUUACCAAACUUUUCGGAGUGUUUUUUUCCCUCGCGAAUCGCAACAAUUGCCCACAUUCAACUCUGCUUUAAAUCCAAAUCAUGUAUGCGUAAUUUGUGUAAACCAUAAUAAGGUGAUCUGGCUAAUAAAAUUUACGCGCAUUUUCUCUGUGAAUUGAAAACAAAAAAGUUCGGACCAUUUUGAACGCUUCGCCUGCUGUUGUACCAACGGAUCGUUUUGCUCGCUCCCGCCGCCUCGCAUCCAUGCGUCGUGCAUGUGUGUUCGUAAAGCAUUGCACAGAGCUUUUUGACGUUUAAUCUGCGCACACUACUGCACCAUCUAUAUCGAACAAGUGCGAGCAAGAGGGAAACAGAAUGCAUUCAUCCUCGUGUGCUAGAUAGAGAAAAACGAUUAAACGUCAAAACAGCAGCAGGAGGCGCCGAAAAACGUCAAAUGAACGGUACCUACUCAUCGUCAUCAACAAUCAUCGGGCAUCGAAUCGAACCGUCAUCGUCAUCCUAGAAAAGAGUGGCGGAGAAGGAAAAUGGCGCGUGUUUGCGGACGGUCCGAUUAACCGUGAAAAAUCCCUAGCAAACCGAAUCGAAUCCGGUCGGAACCGGUGCGAUAGUGAAGUGCUAUUAACGGUGCAGUGGAACGUGUCGAAAUUCGCCGGGAAAGUGCCCGAUCCGGGACGAAAAUCGACGAUUGAAUCUUUCCGGGGAGGUCAUUUCACUUGGCUGGCUUCUUUGCUGUCGUUUUCCUGUUGAUGUUGCGCGACCGUCGGUGGCGGCUAGUCGGCACCAAUACCAUCGUGCCCCGGGUCGGUUCGGGAUGACACCCACACCAUAAUCGUCCGUAGGAGGGUUUUGUUGUGAAAACGAAUGACCUCUCCCAGUUGAUAAACAGAAAGUUUGUUCUGAUGUUUUGUAAACAUGGAAUUCUGAAAGUGCAUUCGGAGGUCUGAGAGUGUUCUUAUCGCUCGGUUUUUUUUUGUCAUAUGAAAACGGGCAAGGUGUUCGGUCAAAUGUAAAAGUUAUUAAGUGCUUCGCAGUUAGCAACAUAUUGUAGGAAUUACACUGAAAAUAUCGCAUGAUUUGAGUGCAAAAGAAGAGUGCGAUUGUUCUUACGAGUAACAUGACUAACAGAGGCACAGGCGCGUUGCUCGUGUGAAGGAAGAAAGCCCCCGGGUUGCACCUUAAUGUCGGAGGCAUGGUAUCGCCCUCCAAGACGAAAUAUUCGAGGGUCGCAGCCAAUCAACAGCAGAAAACGGCUUCUUCGAAUAAAGUGAAACUCGUGAAAGGCCCGAGACCCUUGAUAUAUCACCGUUUCUACUUGGACAUCCAGCGGCACCAGCUAGCGAACGAGAUCGAAUCCACCAUCAAGGAGCUCGGCGGUAAAAUAGAAUUCUUCCUGAACAAAGAGAUCACCCAUUUCAUCACCGAUAAGGACUAUCAGCAACAACCGAGACAGCAGCAGUAUCAACAGCGGGCUACGGAAUCCGACGGAGGUCCAUCCAGUCAGCAGUAUCAGCAACUACAGCAACCGGCAACGCCGACGACCCCGCAGACACCGAGGACUCCACUUUCCUACGCCUAUCACCCGCAUCUGCAGCAGUAUCUAAACGAAGCAUCUCCCUCGUCACCAUGUGUCGGCGGUACACCGAAUCCGACUCCGUCGGCCAGCGGCUCGGCUGCUAUCAAACCAUCGUUACCCCGCAGCCGUGCGGAUGCCAUGCUCCAACGUGUCCGACAACAGCAACAGCAGCAGCACCAGCAAAAGCACAGCAGUAACAACCCGACGAGUGCACCACCGAGCAGUCCGUGCAGUCCGGCUCCGGCGAGCCACAACACAUUCCGAACGCAGCUCGAUCGCGCCACCGGCCAGCAAUCGCCGGCCCAUCUAGCCAAGUCCUGGGGUAAGCCCAUCUGGACCACCGAAUACGCGAUCAAAUUCUUCAAGAAAGUCAUCGAAACGUGCCGCGGCGGUGAGCAAGACCCGCAACAAUCGCUAGGAAAACCCGGCGCGGGAGGAACAUCCUCCACCACUUCGGACGCGCAGCGCAAAGCCGCCAACAUCCAGCAUCUCCGGGGGGAUUUCCUGAAGAUCGAAUCCUACCAGCGGCACUACCGCCCCGCGUUUCAACUGUUCAAAAAGUGGCCCGUACUGAACCUCAACACCCGGUCCAGCGCAUCGCCCUUCAACAGCGAUCGCGACCGGCACGGAGGAGCGGCAGGGAAAAGCGUGAAAACAACCACCGCGACCACUAACCAACCGAAGACCACAACCGCCCACACCACCACAACCACCACCACCAACACCAACAACACCAAUGCCCGGGCGAAGGCAACCCAGCAGCAGCAACGGUGCGGGUAUUGCGAAAUCUGCCGGAUCGAGUACGAUGUCCUGGCGAACCAUUUGGCCGCCGAAGAGCACAGUGCAUUUGUGAAGAACGAUGCCAACUUUGUGUCGCUGGAUAAACUGAUCAGUGACGGUGGAGUCGAUUUGAACACGUUUCUGACCGGGAAUCAGACGUUUGUGGAAGAAGAAGAAGAAGAAAAAGAAGUGAGUGCGAAACGGGACGCUGAAAGUGAGACAGAAAUUGGUGAAAAGGACACUGUUGUGAAAUGUAAGGAAGAAGCAAAAGAAGAAGAAGAAGAAACAGAAAAAGCAAGUGAAAGACGGGAGAAAAGUGUGAAGGAAGACAAAGAAGAAGAAAAUAUACGGAUAAAGGAACAAGUGGAACCUAGCAGGCAAGAGUCGCCAAAAGAGGUUAAAACUUAUUCGAGAAAGCUUAAAGACAAAAACCGCAUCAUCUGCGCUACCGAAGAUCCCGAAUCACACGGAUCAUCAACCAGAUCUCCUCCUGCCAAACGCACGUACGCAGGUCGAAGGCAAGCCCGUAGAGCAGCAGCACUAGCAGCACAAUCUGCACCAGCACCGACUUCGUUAGCACCAGACGACCCGCCAGCAGCCGGAAGCGCCGACAACGACGACGACGACGACCUUCCGCCGGAACCAUCCAAACCACCAACGGACGCGGCCGAAACGCAAAUGUUUGGGCGACGAUCAGCGAUCCACCAUCAUCCUCACAAUACACUGAACCAUCACAAUCAUCAGAAGGUGAAAGCGGCCCGCCAGCUCCAGCAGCAGACGAUCCUCAAUCUCAACAGCGUCGUGGCAGUUCCCGUUCCGUCGACGGUGGUAGUUCCAAAGCCACCGGCUGAUGAGAUGAAAGUGCUCAACAACGAACCAAUCAACAACGGCCCGAGCGAAAAGGAAAAGGAGAAAGAUCGUCAAUCGAAACGCGGUGCAGCGGACAGAAUGGGACUGAAGGGGUCCAGCCUCAAACCGGCGGUGGUGCAUCAUCCGGUGGAAAUGCUCGAAUGCGAAGGGCUGGAUCCGAAGAAUACCAAGAGGAUCAGUUUGGGCUUGCGGCAGAAUCCGAAGCGGGCCAAUCUGAACGAAGAUUUCACCAGUCUGCUGGACGAGACGCUCGGACCGAUGCGGAAGCCAAGAGUUCGGAGGGAAUCGGCCAAACGGGUCAACUACUCAGAACCGAGGGAAGACGAAAUCGCUUCCCAGGAGGAGAUUAUGCAGAGUAUUCUGGAAAAGACCGCCAAGGAAGCAAGUGAAAACGAAUCCAAGAAGAAGAAACCCGCAUCUCCGAAGCGACCGCUGGACGUUAAAAUCCGCGGCAUUCAGUGGCGGGCACCUUCACCGCAAGCCCGGCCACCGGUCAAGUCUCCCCUGCUCUACAAGGUCAUUGAAGAUCCCAAACCGAAGAACAAGAAACCGGCAUCUCCGACGAAGGGUUCCAAGGAAGGUAGCAGCCCUAGCAAAUCCAACAAAAAUGGACUGAUUGUGAAAAUCCGCCGAGUUCGGCAGUCUGAACUAAGUUUACUGAACGACGAAGCAGAGAAUUUCAUGUUUCCGAAGAAGGACGACAGUUCCGACGACCAGACGGACGAAGAUCGUCACACGACGUCCGAGAUGGGACCGGGAGAUUUGAGCCAGGACCUUCCGAGCAGUGAGUUGGACCACCGGAAUUCGUUGAGCAUGCGAAAACAGGCUGGCACUCCUUCGUGCAGGAAGCGGACGACGUCGAUGAAACUCCUACCACCGGAAUCGCCCAACAAAAAGGCAGCUAAGGAUUCCGAUCAGGAAGCUGCUCCGCGAUCGCGACGAGUGGCCCGUGGACCGGCAGCGCUUCUCCAGGACAACGCCGAGUAUUACAAGUUUCCUGAUCCGGGAUCCAGGUUGCGAUUUCCGGAAGCCCCCAUCCAGCCAAGCCCCGCAGCAGUAGAAAAUGAUGCCGAUAGAGCCAACGACGGCAAACAACCAUCGUCGUCGUCGUCGUCGUCGUCGAAGGCCCGUGGCAAGCGGUGUCGGGCCAAAACACCGGCACCGGCUACGAUGACCAGCAGUACCAGUCACAAGCAGCACGAACACGAUCUUCUGCUGGCGACGAGGUCAUCGCCCAGUUCGCCCUACCAGCACCAGGAGCAGCUGUCGAACUGCGGCAAAAACAUCAUCAACUACGUCAACAAGGGGAAGGAGGAUGGGAUGGGGGUGUUCCGAUGGAGUAAUUUUAGGAAAAACUGUAAGGAAAUUGAACCGUAUCGGUUCGCGUUCGAACGGGUCCCGUCGCUGGAGCCGUGGUACGAGACGUUCCAGAGACAGGACGACUGCUCGGAGAUAGUGUACGAGUACUUUGGAAAUACCGCAUACCGGAAACUGCCAUACGAGAUGGGGCCGCUGCCUCCGGUGAAGCAAAACUGCUGCAUCCUCAACUACCGGCUAAAGUCGAAAACGCCGGAAACGGCCGUUCCCGUCAGUUCUGCCAGCAGUUGCAGCAGCAGUACUUGCAGCAGUAGUGGUGGCCACAACGCAACGACAACCGCCACCUCGGGCGGCGUCGACGAUAAGCAACCGUUGGCCCUGCCGCUGAAGAAGCGGAAACUCCUCGUCGAUUCGGACCGCCCGAGGAAGAGCCCCCGAGAGCAUGCCUCAACACUGGCCAUUCUCAGUCUGCUCCAUCAGCAGCAGCAGCACAACCGACGGCGCACAUUCAGCGGAUGUUCCAGCGUGCCGAUCGUCACCACCAACCUGCCGCCGCCAAGUCCGACGCCGUCCGCCUACAGCCCGAAAAAGGCAGCCAUACAAGCGCACCACAACAGCAGUCAGGAAGCGGACUCGGCGCUGGGCGAUGAGAUACGGUCCUCGUGCGGAAGUGAUCCCGUCACGGAGAAGGAAGAUCACGGUGCCAAGAAGAUCAAGUUCGAUCCUCCAGUGAUGGAGGAUACCUUUGUGAACUACAAAGCCAUGUGCCAAGAGCUGGACGACUUUCUGAGCAGUGUGGGUAGCGAGGAGGACGAGCCGUUAUUUGGACUGCGGAAGAAGACGGUACCAAUUGGGGUGAAGCAGCCGCUGAAGCAGAACUUGGCGGAUAUUUUACGAACCUGUGAUAGGGAACCGCCACUCAGUUUGAAACAGGUCAGCCGGCAUGAAAGUAUCGUGCGGAAAAUUGUGCAGUACGAUCGGAAACCGCGACCCCUGAGUGCCGUUUCGAUCAAGUCGUUUGACGGGGGAGGAGGCGGAAACUUGGGACUGUUCCGGAAGAGAAUCAACCGAACUGGAUGGCCCAACGUGAAGAAGCGCAUUGUGACCAGGAAGCAACAGCAACAGCAGCAGCUGAAGGUGAAGAAGGAGGAUGAGGGUGAGGUGAAGAAGGAAAACGGGGAAAGUGUGAUUGUUGUGGAUGGGGAAGGAUCGAGGAAGUCAUCGACGGAGGAGUCGCAGAUCAGUGCCCUGACGGCGGAUACAACGAUGGUGAAGCAGGAAAACGAGGAAGUGGAGGAGGAGGACGAUGAGGAUGAGUUCGAAGACACGAUGACCAUGUUGGACGACGAGGAACCAAACGGGAAGAUGGAUUCGCUUCUGACGGAGGAUGAGGAAGAGGAAGGAGUCGUUGAGGUACCCAAGAAGGAAGAACGCGGACACACUCCCCUUCCUAGCAAGGUGGAAGAAGCUACUAUUCCCCGGUCGGUUAGUCGCCUCGGCAGCAGUGGCAGCAGCAGUAGUCGGGUCUUACCGAGUAGCAAGUACGUCACAAAGACCACCACCACGAUGACCCGGGUCGAUUACAACGUUCUGCCUUCGUCGUCGAGCUCAACCACCAUCGUCACCAACUCCAGCAGCGAAGCUCUCCCGGUACCAAAUCACAUCGCCACCGGAAAAGGCAGCAAAUCCACCACCAACAACAGCAGCACCUCCUGUCCAGCUACUGUGACGGUAGAAGACGACGACAAGGAGUGCGACUCGAUCAGCUCCCGGAGCAUCUUCGUGAGCGAUGACUGUGAUACGACGUCGUCCACUCUGAUCAACAUGCAGUGCAUCGAAGACCCCCUGGCCAUUCCCCCCGGAUCUCAGCGGAACAGCAGUGCAACACCGCAACCGGCCACGACGGAAGCACAGGACGAACCACCACCCGAACCACAACCGACGCGACAGUCUCGACCAGCCUCCCGCGCCCGCCAGAAUACCACCCGCCAUCUCAGCUACGGGGCGGCCGGUCCUCCCAGCAAACGGAAAUCCGACACCCUCCAACCGGUCGUUUGCCUAGAAAAGCUCAACUGUCCGACCACCAUGCGAACCCGAUCAUCCUCGCGGACUCCCGUCAAAACGUACAAACGAUCGAUAUUCACCAGCGCCCAUGUCAAUUCCUCUGGGAAGCCGCUGAAAAAGAAGAAGAAGAAGAAAAAGAAACACAAGCUCAACGGAGUCACUUCCGGGGCUUCCAUCGGUUCCCCGUCGCCCAGCUGUUCGGAAGAACUGAACUCGGCCAGCUCGUCGCUGGAGUGCGAAGAUCCGACGGCGUUGGAAUGUGAUACCCCCACGCAGCGGAAGUCCAUCAAGGACCGACCACCGACGCCGGGUCCGAUCAAAUACUCCCCGCGAAAGCUGCGGAAACCCCGAGGCAGGUGGUACAGGGAACGAUAGGAGGUAAGCCCAUGUGUAAAUCCAAAUGUGAAUGAGGUCUGUUAGUACGCUUGUAUCAGCAUCAGUUGAAUCUGGAGAACAGUUAGACUCUACCAUUAUUAGCAUACUGAUGAUAUUCUAAGGACCCCUUCCGGCGGUUCCCCGCAGCGCAUUCACACUGUUUUCAUAAUUUUGAUUCGUUGUUGACUACUAUUAUGAUGUAAAAGAAAAACCGAAUUGGGGAACGCGGAAUUGGGUGACUGAAACUGUUGUGCUUCGUUUUGGCUUUAGAACUACCUGGCAACACUGCUCUGCUGAUCGAUGUUCUUUUCUUUUUCCUUUUUAUUUAGUUUGUACUAUUACGUUUACUGUCAGUUUGAAUCCGGUUCUAAUGCUAUUUAAAUUUUAGACUGUAGUGCAAAUGUCCCCCCUCUCCCCUCCCCUCAUCCAUCCCCUCCAACUGACGUCGCUGGGUCUUAGCAGUUAAAAUAAUAGUGGCGCGAAAAAGGAUCCCAUUAUUAAGUUGUAUAUUCCUCCCACAUCCCACCCCCACCAAACGUUAAAGUAAAAUGCCCGUAGCUAAUUUAACGCAAAACACGAUAGUGUAGUAAUAAUAACAAUUGUAAAAAUAUCAGAAUUCUGCUGAGAAUACAAGUAAAAUCCAAUUAGGAAUUUAGGAACGGAAAUCAUUUUAAAUUAUAACCAUACAAAGCAGGAGAAAACGAAAAGAAAACCCACUGUACUCUUGGACAAAUGAAAAGAAAACAUUGAAACAAAACAAAAAAAAACUAUCUUCGAUCAUAAAGUGUAAUAAAGGAGAAAAGAUGUUCAAACAAAUUAAAAACA